Messenger RNA from Chrysemys picta bellii (western painted turtle), 3357 nucleotides. The record is from RefSeq and is a predicted model, not a curated record. NCBI's taxonomy places the organism in Eukaryota, Metazoa, Chordata, Testudines, Emydidae.
GCUACCCGCCAGGCCGCGCACUGCUCUCAGCCCCGUGGGGCGGGAAAGGGGGGAGCGCGUCCCGCCCCCCUCCCAAAGAGCCCGGGGGGUGGGUGGCGGGGAGAUCCCCCAUUUUCUCGGGCAGCAUUACCCUCAACAAGCGGCUUCAAAGAGUGCUGGCUGUUGGUAGGAGUGUUCCCCUUGCAUGGUGAAGGCCUUAGCUUAGUCCAGGCUCAAACUACAUACGGUUUGACAGCUGGGUGACCCGGCUUAAAACACACUGGUAUUUAUUCAGCCCCUCCUCGCCCAGAUGAGUAGCAUUACAAGUUGACUCCUCUAUGUCAUGCUUAGGCCAUGUUUUUCUUUGCAGAACUGCUACUGCUGCUACUUUACAAUCGUUUGGUACAUAAUAGACCCGCACGGGGGUCUGAAGUGCUGUCAAAAUGUCAGAUCCUGAAGAGGCUUCUGACACCUUAGCUGAAGUGAACCUCGAUGAUACCCAUAAACCUUUAACUGAAAAUUUAGAAAGUGAUCCCACCUCAAGCCUGAAAGAUAUCGUGGUCACUAUUGGAGCUACUGUCCCAACUGGCUUUGAGUUGACAGCAGCAGAUGAAGUGAAAGAGAAAUUAGGAUCACAGUCCAGAAUAAGCAAGGACCGAGGGAAAAUCUAUUUUGAAAUUUCAGUAGAGAAACUUUCACAGGUUCAUCGUUUAAGAUCAGUGGAUAAUUUAUUUGUUGUUGUUCAGGAGUUUACAGAUUAUCAGUUUAAAGAAACUAAGGAAGAUGCUCUAAAGGAUUUGGAGGACCUGGCUAAAAAACUGCCCUGGACUGACCCUUUGAAAGUAUGGAAGUUAAAUACCAACCUAAAGAAGAGAAAGACAAAACAUAAAAAACAAAAUCAACAGAAUGGUGCAAGCAAAGAAAAGCUGUAUGAUGAUGGAGGAAAGGACAGAGCAAAUCAAAAAGAUGCUGAUAAAGAGUUGCUUGACCACGCACAAAAUACCCCAAGCUUGAAAUCUGCUGAACAGAACACAGAAAAGACACAGGAAAUGAUCCUAGCAGAUGACCAAUCAGAUGGCAAAGAUGAAUUCCCGACUAUAACUGGAAAUGAAAACCAAGCUGGCGACUGCAAGAAAGGUGAAGUAGAAGCUCAGGUGCUGAAAUUCCGUGUUACAUGCAAUAGAGCAGGUGACAAACAUUGUUUUACAUCGAAUGAUGCAGCAAGAGAUUUUGGUGGAGCUGUGCAAGAUUACUUCCAGUGGAAGGCUGACAUGACCAACUUUGAUGUCGAGGUUCUCUUGAACAUUCACAAUAAUGAAGUAGUGGUGGGCAUUGCAUUAACUGAAGAGAGUCUUCACAGAAGAAAUAUUACACAUUUUGGACCCACAACUCUUCGCUCCACCCUUGCUUAUGGUAUGCUCAGGCUCUGUGAUCCUCAGCCAACUGACAUUAUAAUUGAUCCAAUGAGUGGAACAGGGGCUAUACCAAUAGAGGGGGCUACUGAGUGGCCUAGCUGUUAUCAUAUUGCAGGUGAUAACAAUCCACAGGCUGUGAAAAGAGCAGCAAAUAAUAUCUGUUCUUUGUUGAAGAAAAAUCAGAAUAAAGAAAGUGGUACUUCCUGGGGCAUACCCAUCGAUACCAUUCAGUGGGAUAUCUGCAAUCUCCCCUUGAGGACCAGCUCUGUGGAUGUUAUUGUAACAGACAUGCCAUUUGGAAAGAGGAUAGGAUCUAAAAAGAAGAACUGGGAUCUCUACCCAGCUUGCCUUUUGGAGAUGAGUCGCAUCUGCAGGCCUGGGACAGGGAGAGCUGUACUACUUACCCAAGACAGGAAAUGUUUUGCCAAGGCCUUGUCAAAAAUGGGACACUUGUGGCAAAAGGGUCAUACAGUCUGGGUGAAUGUAGGGGGACUUCAUGCUGCAGUUUAUCUUCUGAAACGUACCUUGGAAAGAGCAGGAGAGAAAAGAUCAUACUGGUAACCCACCUGUCAGCAAACAUACCAAGCAGCAUCCACUUGCCUGAAUUUCUUGGAAAGCUGUUUGCUGAGUGUAUGCCUUAGAUUUCUGUUGAGAAUACUGGUCCAAGGAUCAGCUUGAAAAGCGUCAUUUCCACUGUGUACUCUGGAACCUUUUUAUUUUAUUUGAAACCAAGUAGAAAAAAAGCAAAUCCACCAACAGAAUUACUAAUUCUUUCCUGUGUAUAUGAAUCUGCUUUACCAUGUUUGUGACAUUUUUCACUUAAAUUUACAUGUUUUCAUAUUCACACGGGAACUAGCAGGGUAACUUUGCAAAAUGGUAGAAUGUGUGUGAAGAUCUUAAACUGCUGAUGUAUAAGACUACUGAAGACUGUCUUCUUGGCUGUCUUUAGUUAGAGGAGUUUUUUGGUAAUAGUGUUGCUUUAUGGAAAGAUUUUUUUCCAAUGGAGAGAUGUCUCCUUUUUGUUUCAUUAGUUAAUAGCAUUGCCAAAAUGUAAUAAGACUAACACAAAGUAGUGCCUCCAUUUAUGUUUUGCUAGAAAUGGCAUCUGCUUUGCACUACAGUACCUUGAUACUGCUGCCUCUGUUCUCACCUGCUACCUCAACUAAGUGCUAAUUCAGUAAAUGUUUACGUAUUAUGUAUCCCUGCUGUAGGUGGGGUAGAGAAAUGUAAAAAGGGGCCUUAGCAAAGUGUUUGUUUAAUUUAAAAAAUUGUGAAAUACUGUAGCACUCUUCAUAUACUACUGCAUAUUUCUUAUGUUUGGGUGGACAGAUUUAGACUAGAACAUGAUGGCUGAGAUACAUUUGAAUUCAACAGGCUGACUAAAAGAUGCUUUAGCUGUGCCACCACCUCAACGGGAAUGUGGUAACAGUUGGAGGAAUGCAAGCUCUAAAAGUGAUUUUUUUGUCCCUACUGUAAAUGUACAGUAAGUGUUUCUCAAGGCUGCCAUCCCUCUUGUACUGGGGUAAAAUGAUAGUUACCAGUUUGUCAAUCAUCUUCUUCAAAGAGUUCAUGCCAUCCUUCACUGUUGAAAGUGUUUAAGGGUGGAAGAGUAAAUAUUCAAGUUCUAGAUGUUUUGGAUAAGAGUUAGGUUCUUUAGGAUUUUCCUGUCUUAGUUACAUUCAUUCACCAUUUCUUGUUCUGUAGUAGACUUUCAUGCAGCCCUUAAUACCUACUGAACAAGACUCUUCAUAUAGGAAAUAAAGCACCACCAACAUUACAAUUCUAAUAAAAAGGGUAUUCUAUCCCUCUAUAAUUCUUUUGCUCUUACAAGCAUGUUUGUCCCAUGGCAAUGUAACAUUCAGCCACAGGGCACAGAUGUUUUGUUGUUCCUCAAAAGUUCUUUGUUGCACUGAGCUUUUAUUUUAUGAUUUUACCUGAAUAUAAUAAAAAGUCUUAACACAGA